AUGGAGAAGCGACGAAGAGGCGGCGUGUCGUCCCUGAUGGUGCUGGCGGCGUUGUUGACGGUGGCCGCAAUGCCGUCGCCGCCCCGCGUGGCGGCCGCGCUGUCGCCGGACUACUACAAGGACAGCUGCCCGGACCUGGAGUCGAUCGUGCGGUACGAGGUGACGAGGAAGAAGAACGAGACGGUGGUCACCAUCCCGGCGACGCUCCGCCUCGUCUUCCACGACUGCAUGGUCGGGUCCAAGAAGGCAGAAGCCGUCUUUGGAACCACAAAAGUUGCAAGUUGCGCACUGCUUUUCCAGUCAGAUAACAUGGGCUGUCUGCCGCUUGCCUCUGCUUCCCAGUUCGUCCUUCAUUGGCUCAUCGCAAGCCCUGCCUGCCCUGUGCUGCUCUUCUGA
Molecule: messenger RNA, 396 nt
Organism: Miscanthus lutarioriparius
Lineage: Eukaryota; Viridiplantae; Streptophyta; Magnoliopsida; Poales; Poaceae
Source: the annotation of a GenBank genome assembly